UUGUUUAAACAAAUAAGUAAUUAUUGUUCGUAACAACAAUUUACUUAAAAUGCUCUCUAGUUUUAAAACUCCCGCCAAAAAAUACCAGGUUAUUAGGUCUAUAGAUAUACAUCUAUAUUAUUAUAUCUAUUAACAAGGGUGAAAAUGUCAACUUCAAGUCGGUAAUGUAGAUUACUUAAUCGGGUCGGUAAAGUAGUUAGCAAUAAAAGAAAUUUUGACGUAAUUGUAUCGCAAAAUUAAAUUAUUAUUAUUUAAUUAAUAAAUCAAUUAAAUUGUUUUAAAUAAAUAAUGAUUAAAAGAAAAGCUCCUUCUGAAGAUAAUCCGAAUCACGAUUUCUACGAGUUCUUAAUCGAUAAUUUAAAAUCAACACAAAAACAAUCAUAACCUCACUUUUUAUUUACAUCAAAUUUCCUUUAAUUAAAUUUAGAAUUAGCCGAUUACGAAAAGAAUGCAAAUCGUAACAUUUAUAAAUAUAACCCGUAUAAAAAAACUUUGAAAAAUUACACUGUGUAAACGUGACUUUUCAUUUUACUUUUCCGAAUUAACAAAUAGAGUACCUAUAUAAAUUAAUUAAGAUAUUUUAAAUAAAUAAUCUUUAAAUUAAAAAAGGCUAAAAAAUAAGGAUAAAAAUGUCAACUUCAAGUCGGUAAUGUAGAUGACUUAAUCGGGUCGGUAAAGUAGUUAGCAAUAAAAGAAAUUUUGACGUAAUUCGUAUCGCAAAGUUAAAUUAUUAUUUAAUUUAUAAAUCGAUUAAAUUGUUUUAAAUAAAUAAUGAGUAAAAGAAAAGCUCCUUCCGAAGAUAAUCCGAAUCAAGAUUUUUGCGAGUUCUUAAUCGGUAAUUUAAAAUCAACACAAAAACAAUCAUAACCUCACUUUUUAUUUACAUCAAAUCUCCUUUUAUUAACUUUAGAAUUAGCCGAUUACGAAAAAGAAUCUAAAUCGUAAGAUUUACAAAUACAACGCGUAUAGAAAAACUUUGAAAAAUUACCCUGUGUAAACGUGACUUUUCAUUUUACUUUUCCGAAUUAACAAAUAGAGUAUAUAAAUUAAUUAAAAUGUUUUAAAUAAAUAAUCCUUAAAUUAAAAAAGUUUAAAAAAUAAGGAUAAAAAUGUCAACUUCAAGUCGGUAAUGUAGAUGACUUAAUCGGGUCGAUAAAGUAGUGAGCAAUAAAAGAAAUUUUGACGUAAUUCGUAUCGCAAAAUUAAAUUAUUAUUUAAUUUAUAAAUCGAUUAAAUUGUUUUAAAUAAAUAAUGAGUAAAAGAAAAGCUCCUUCUGAAGAUAAUCCGAAUCAAGAUUUUUGCGAGUUCUUAAUCGAAUUAGCCGAUUACGAAAAGAAUGUAAAUCGUAACGUUUAUAAAUACAACGCGUAUAGAAAAGCAGCCAGCGUAUUGGGAAAUCACCCAAUUAAAAUAACAUCAGGAAAAGAAGCAAAAAAACUAAAUGGAGUUGGAGAAAAAAUCGCGAAAAAAAUCGACGAAUUCCUACAAACAGGAAAAUUACAAAAACUAGAAAACAUUCACAAAGACGAAUCGUCGAUCGCGAUAAACGAAUUAACGAGGGUGAGCGGAAUUGGUCCGGCGAAAGCUCAAAGUUUAUUCGCGUCUGGUAUCAAAAGUUUAGACGAUUUAAAACGCAAUCAAAGUUCGUUGAAUCACCACCAAAAAGUGGGGUUAAAACAUUUAGAAGAUUUCGAAAAAAAAAUCCCUCGCAACGAAAUCCAAGAGAUCGAAGCGAUUUUAAAAAGCGAAAUUUCCAAGCUCGACCGCAACUUUAAAGUUACAAUUUGCGGAAGUUACAGGAGAGGAAAAUUGGAAAGCGGCGAUAUCGACACUUUAAUAACUCACCCUGCGUUUACGAGUAAAUCAAAGAAAAUUAAACAGAAUUAUUUGAGUGAUAUCGUUGAUGUUUUAAGGGGUGAUUUAAUCAAGGAAACUUUGUCUUUGGGGGAAACUAAGUUUAUGGGGGCUUGUAAGUUGGGGGGUAAUAAUGAUAAUAAUAAGAAUGUAAUGAGGAGGAUUGAUAUUCGGUUGAUUCCUUAUGACCAAUAUUUUUGUGGGGUUCUUUAUUUUACAGGGUCUGAUUUGUUUAAUAAGGAGAUGAGGGGGUUCGCUUUGCAAGAGGGGUUUACUUUGAAUGAGUAUUCGUUGAGACCUUUGGGGGUAACGGGGGUUCCUGGGGAAGCUGUUGAGAUAAGUUGUGAAAAGGAUAUUUUUGAUUGUUUAGGGUACCCUUAUAAAGAACCGCAUGAAAGAAAUAAAUAACUAACUUUGUU
Onthophagus taurus is the source of this 2273-nucleotide messenger RNA. Lineage: Eukaryota; Metazoa; Arthropoda; Insecta; Coleoptera; Scarabaeidae. The record is from RefSeq and is a predicted model, not a curated record.